Molecule: messenger RNA, 2191 nt
Organism: Cynara cardunculus var. scolymus (artichoke)
Lineage: Eukaryota; Viridiplantae; Streptophyta; Magnoliopsida; Asterales; Asteraceae
Product: importin subunit alpha-2-like
Exons: 11
Coding region: 185-1777 (530 amino acids)
Biological process (GO): NLS-bearing protein import into nucleus
Cellular component (GO): cytoplasm; nucleus
Molecular function (GO): nuclear import signal receptor activity; protein binding
Source: RefSeq, a predicted model, not a curated record
CCUAAAACCCUAUUGGAGAAACUUUCUCUUCUGCCCCGCCCGUCUCUCUCUCUUCCCCUCAAACCUUCUCUCGCUCUAUAUAGACCUUUGUCCCUGUGCAUUUCAUCCAUACUGACGUAUUGUGUAAACCUUCACUCGCUCUAGACCACGUUUCUUGGUUUUUUGCUUGCUAGGAGUAGCAACCAUGUCGUUGAGGCCUAGCGCGAGGACCGAGGUUCGCCGGAAUCGCUACAAGGUGGCGGUCGAUGCCGAAGAGGGACGGCGUAGGAGAGAAGACAACAUGGUUGAGAUCCGUAAGAAUAAGAGAGAAGAGAGUUUGCAGAAGAAGAGACGCGAAGCACUCACGGGUAGUCAGUUUUCUGUGCCUGUUCAAUCUGCUUCCGCCGCCGAAAAGAAGUUGGAAAAUCUACCUGCAAUGGUUGCAGGAGUUUGGUCUGAUGAUAACAAUAUGCAGCUUGAGGCCACUACUCAGUUCCGUAAGCUGUUAUCAAUAGAACGCAGCCCUCCCAUUGAGGAAGUUAUUCAAUCUGGUGUUGUUCCUCGUUUUGUUGAGUUUCUUGUGAGGGAGGAUUUCCCGCAACUACAGUUUGAGGCAGCUUGGGCGUUGACUAAUAUUGCUUCUGGGACAUCUGAGCACACAAAAGUAGUGAUAGAUCAUGGUGCUGUCCCGAUAUUUGUAAAACUUCUAGCAUCUCCAAGUGAUGAUGUUCGAGAGCAGGCUGUAUGGGCGCUAGGGAAUGUUGCUGGUGAUUCCCCUAAAUGUCGUGACCUUGUACUUGGACAAGGUGCUUUGAUUCCUUUGUUGGCUCAGUUAAAUGAGCAUGCCAAACUAUCUAUGUUGCGCAAUGCUACGUGGACACUUUCCAAUUUUUGUAGAGGCAAGCCGCAACCCUCUUUUGAUCAGACCAGACCUGCACUUCCUGCUCUUCAGCAACUUAUCCAUUCGAAUGAUGAAGAAGUUCUGACCGAUGCUUGUUGGGCACUCUCAUAUCUUUCAGAUGGUACCAAUGAUAAAAUCCAAGCUGUAAUAGAAGCAAAUGUAUGUCCAAGACUGGUUGAGUUACUCAAUCAUCCUUCGCCUUCUGUCCUCAUCCCUGCUCUUCGUACGGUUGGGAACAUUGUUACUGGUGAUGAUAUGCAAACUCAGUAUAUCAUUAAUCAUCAAGCACUGCCCUGUCUUCUGAACCUGUUGAGCAAUAAUCACAAAAAGAGCAUAAAGAAAGAAGCUUGCUGGACUAUAUCGAACAUCACUGCUGGCAACAAGGAGCAGAUUCAGACCGUCAUCGAAGCAAAUAUCAUUGGCCCUCUUGUUCAUUUGCUUCAGAAUGCAGAAUUUGACAUCAAGAAGGAGGCUGCAUGGGCUAUCUCAAAUGCUACUUCUGGUGGAAGCCAUGAUCAAAUUAAGUAUCUAGUUAGUCAGGGAUGUAUCAAACCGUUGUGUGACCUACUUGUCUGUCCAGACCCUAGAAUUGUGACUGUUUGUCUAGAGGGGCUUGAGAACAUACUAAAGGUAGGUGAAGCUGAGAAGAAUUUGGGGCGAUCAGGAGAUGUAAAUCUCUAUGCACAAAUGAUUGAUGAUGCCGAAGGCUUGGAGAAGAUUGAGAACCUACAGAGUCAUGAUAACAAUGAGAUAUACGAGAAAGCGGUGAAGCUUCUUGAGACAUAUUGGUUGGAGGAAGAGGAUGAUGCAAUGCCACCUGGUGAAACCACUCAGCCUGGUUUCCAUUUUGGAGGUGGUGAUGUUUCUGUUCCCAAUGGUGGAUUCAACUUUAACUGAUUGAAGGUCUUUCUUCUUGAAGUUAAGUGUCAUUAUGGCGGUGGAGUAAUGUUGGCUACACGUCAGGCAUCUGUCUGUUUUCACUCAAGUUCUGCUUGGUCCAAUAUUGUUGUGUGCUUGAAGUUUAUGGACUGGUUCAGGUUUCUCACCAAACAAUAGCAGUGAAAUGUUGAUGGAUUAUGUUAAAGUAAUAUGUUCAUUUCCUUUUGGGGAGAGUUUUUGACAUUUUAAGUUGGGAUUUAUAGAAUUUCCCCUCUUUUGCAUCUACCCAUGUAUUAUCGUCUUUGGUUGGGAAUUUCUAAUUCCUUAGACGUACUUUUAAUAUGCCUACUCUUGGUGUAUGUUCCAUAAAAACUGGUUAUUACUAUUCGGUGAAUGGCAAUAUGCUGUUGAGAUUCUUGUUAUGGAGACAAA